This is a messenger RNA of Podospora anserina S mat+, 930 nucleotides long. RefSeq lists its product as uncharacterized. The transcript has a single exon. The coding region runs from base 1 to 930 and encodes 309 amino acids. The record is from RefSeq and is a predicted model, not a curated record. Gene Ontology annotation, molecular function: hydrolase activity, acting on ester bonds. NCBI's taxonomy places the organism in Eukaryota, Fungi, Ascomycota, Sordariomycetes, Sordariales, Podosporaceae.
AUGGCCACUGCCCCCUGGACAUUCACCCCCUUCCCGCCCCUCCCCCCAGCCUUCCUCCCCAACACCCUCUUCUACAACGCCACCUCCUCUCCCUCCUCCAACGUAACCUACCAAAUCUCCCUCUCCUACCCCUUCGAAUGGGGCCCUUCCUCUCUCCCCACAGCAGAAAUAACCAACAAAACCGCCUUGACAGUCUACGUCACAGACGGCAACGCCCUAGCCUCAACAGCAGCCGACCACCUCAAACGCCGCAAACCCGUCGACCCCUCCCAACCCGAUGCUUUGGUCGUCGGUAUUGGUUACCCACUCACAGACAACGUCUACGCCCUCACCCAACGCAGCAUCGACUUCGGCGCCCCCAUCCCCGGCGACCCCGUUCCCUGGGGUGCAGACACCUUCAUCGACUUCAUCAACCUCACCCUCCGCCCCUGGGUGCAGGACACCAUCUUCCCCAACGUCAACUUCACUCGGGACGCUAUAUACGGCCAUUCAAGCGGGGGUCUCUUCGUUACCUACGCCUUGAUCACGAAACCCGACUUAUUCGAUACAUUUAUCGCCGCCAGUCCAUCACUCACGUUGAUGAACCAGACGGUCCUAAUGAAUGUCACGCGGAGGUUGGGAGACGGGAUGGACAUCCCUGGUGACAUUGAGUUUGGGCAGAACCAGACCAAGCCAGCGGUCUUUAUCGGAUAUGGCGAGUUGGAGGAUUACCCGCUGAGGAGGAGGACGCAGACGGAGUCCCAGUUUCAGGCGAGGAAGAAUCUUUUGCAGAGGUUUGGGCCGGGGAGGUAUAGUCAUGAGCUGUUUGAUCGGCUUGUGGGGAGCGGGAGGAUGAGGGAUGUGGCGGUGAAGGAGUAUGCGGGGAUGGAUCAUGCUGCUGUGGGGGGGAGUGCGUUGUUGGAUGGGAUUGCGUAUUUUUUGGAUUGGUAG